Messenger RNA from Pochonia chlamydosporia 170, 1578 nucleotides. RefSeq names its product glycosyl transferase. The transcript has a single exon. The record is from RefSeq and is a predicted model, not a curated record. Lineage: Eukaryota; Fungi; Ascomycota; Sordariomycetes; Hypocreales; Clavicipitaceae. Gene Ontology annotation, molecular function: glycosyltransferase activity. Bases 1 to 1578 code for a protein of 525 amino acids.
AUGUCGUCAGCCAAACUUGCCAGUGGCUCAUCGCCAUACAAGGAACAUGAUCUGUCGCAAUUUCCGUCGUUCCUGAAAGGAAAGCGCAUCCUUCUCUGCACCGAAUCUUUUGGUCCCGUUAACGGCGUGAGUCGUACGACUCUCAUGCUAGUGAACCACCUGCGAAAUAACGGCGCGCAAGUGGCCGUGGUUGCGCCUCACAAUCACACAAACCACAACACCUUCUCGCCGCCUCCAUCACCAAAUCUGUCGCCUGCGGACAAGCAGCCUGAAGUUCGAGUAACAGGGUAUCCGUUACCGUUCAACCCGGAACUUUCAAUUGUUUACCCCGUGCGAAACUCAACCCUAUACUCGCGGACCUUUGGCGAUGACUCGCCACCUGACUUGGUUUACUUGGCGUCGCCGGCGAGCUUAGGAUUCCAGGUCAUGCUUCAGUUGCGCCAACAGCCGCGAGAGAAGCAAAUUCCUGUCAUUUGCAACUUUCAGACUGACCUCGCUGGCUACUGUGCGAUUCUCUUCCCCUCACCUUUGAGUCACAUCGCUGUCUUCGCAUUCGACGCUGUGCAAAGUUAUCUUUUCCGACACUCAUCGGUCAAGACCAUAUUUUACCCUUCGAGAUUUGUGCGGCGUUACCUCGCCAAUAAUAAAGUACAACCGGAAAAGCUCGAACUUCUUACUAGGGGCGUAAACACCGACAUGUUCAACCCCCAGCGUCGAAGCGAAGAGUUGCGCAAAAAGCUUGCACCGAAUGGAGAGGUUAUCUUCGUGACGGUCUCACGGAUUGCGGGAGAGAAAGGAUUUGAUUUCCUUGCCAAAGCCGCCAAAGAGCUUGACGCUCGGGGGCUGAACUACAAGCUUUACAUUGUGGGCGGCAACAGAAACCCAGAUGUUGAGAAAGAAGUGCAAGAGCUGUUUGACCCUCUCAGAGAACAAGGCAAGGUCAUCUUUGCAGGAUUCAAAGUCGGAGAGGAUCUGGCAACUGCAUAUGCAUGUGGCGAUGUCUUCUUGCACUGCUCCAUCACAGAAACGUUUGGUCUCGUGGUUCUAGAGUCCAUGGCCAGCGGCGUUCCCGUAAUAGCCCGCGAUGAAGGUGGUCCGUCGGACAUUGUUCAGCAUGGUGACACUGGUUUCUUAAUACCGCCGAAUGAUAUGGAUGCCUUUGUGACCAAGGCUGCCAAGCUUGCAAAUGACGUGACUCUGCGGAAGCGAAUGGGACUCGCAGCCAGAGAAGCUGCCUGCCAAGCGACGUGGGACAAGAUCAACAACAAGGUAGCCUGGAGAAUGGCUGAUACUAUCCAAGAGCGCGAGCGCGAACAAGGCAAACAGUUGCCUUCAUCUCCCACUCUGUCACCUACCGCACAGCAGCUGGUACCCAUUUAUGGCUGGUUAAUGAUGAAUAAUGCGAUGCGCGAGACCAUGACACGCAGCAUCAUCGAUGCCCGGCUUAUGGGUGGUCUUGGCAUAAUCAUCACUUUCUGGGCCGUCACGGGCUGUUAUGUGAUUUUCACAGAGAUUCUCAUGUGGGCUAAGGGUCGCAUGAGGGCAGGAGAGCGCAAAGUCCUGGGCACGACGAGUUGA